AUGCACAGUCAGUCAUCGGAUGACCGCAAAUUAGGAGUUAUGUCCGGAAUUAAGGACGUAACAUCAAUCGUACAAACAUUGCCUUCGGGCAGCUCUACAUCACGUUCGGUCGUUAGCCAGCAGAAAUCGCUUCCAGACUCGCAAGCAGUUUUACUUGCCAGUGGUUCCGUUCCACCAGGCACCUCACUCAGAGAUUUUGUGAAUGACCUAGACAAUUAUGUACCAACAAUACCUGAUGCUGUUACAAUUCAUUAUAUGAAGAAAAGUGGAGUUGAUUGUGCAGACUCACGGGUUAUACGUUUAUUCUCACUUGCAGCUCAAAAGUUUACAUCAGAUAUUAUUUUGGAUGCUAUGCAGCAGGCACGUAUGAAAGGGUUGGGACAAACAAAGAAAGGUACCAAAGAAACACGUUACACGCUAACUUCAGAACUAUUGGAACCCGUGCUUGCUGAAUAUGGUAUCGAAUUGAAAAGGCCACCGUAUUUUCAGUGA
Brugia malayi is the source of this 492-nucleotide messenger RNA. RefSeq lists its product as uncharacterized. The transcript is spliced from 3 exons. The record is from RefSeq and is a predicted model, not a curated record. Gene Ontology annotation, biological process: transcription initiation at RNA polymerase II promoter. Bases 1 to 492 code for a protein of 163 amino acids. Gene Ontology annotation, cellular component: nucleus; SAGA complex; transcription factor TFIID complex. Gene Ontology annotation, molecular function: RNA polymerase II general transcription initiation factor activity; promoter-specific chromatin binding. NCBI's taxonomy places the organism in Eukaryota, Metazoa, Nematoda, Chromadorea, Rhabditida, Onchocercidae.